Molecule: messenger RNA, 1358 nt
Organism: Cercospora beticola
Lineage: Eukaryota; Fungi; Ascomycota; Dothideomycetes; Mycosphaerellales; Mycosphaerellaceae
Product: SDR family NAD(P)-dependent oxidoreductase
Biological process (GO): phytol metabolic process
Cellular component (GO): peroxisome
Molecular function (GO): trans-2-enoyl-CoA reductase (NADPH) activity
Source: RefSeq, a predicted model, not a curated record
GUCCGUGGCAUGACAAAGCGACCAAGGCUACUGGCACGUUUCUGCUCACCGCCAUAGCAACGGCGCCGAAAACACGAGCGCGACGUGCGAACUUCACGCGAUUGUCUGCUCUUACAUCCAACCUUCUAGAGCAGAGAAGAUACUCGGGCAAGUGCUCGUUGCUGAGCUGCUGUGGCUGCAUGGUCACACAAAUGCAGGCUUAUCCUUAUCAGUAGCAGUGCUGCUUCUUUCUCCGUGGAGGUCAAUGUAGGUUGCAUCACUGAUACGAUGCGGUCCUGACGAGAUUGUCAAAAUGCACUUACUCGCAGGUCUGAGUAUGCCGCUCCAUAUCGUUACCUCGCGCAAGGUUGCUCCUUCUCCGCCGAACAGAGCAAGAGACUACGAACCAUGGCCUCUGUAAACGGACACUUCGAUACCACGAAUGACUCCUUCUCACCUUACCGAUCCGACGGGAAGCUCUAUGGCUUCGUCUGCAUUGUAACAGGCGCGACGCAGCCAGUAGGGAGGGCAAUCGUGACAGAAUUGGCAGCACACGGCGCAGCAUGCAUCUAUGCCUGCUCAUCCACACCACAAGAUGAUAUCGGGGCACUGGAGCAAGAAGUGAACAAGAUGCACCCAAACACAAAAGUCAUUGGAUACCCGUUUAAGCUCGCAGACGAGCAGGACACUUUGGGGCUGAUUGACGACGUGCUCAACUCUUGGGGAAGACUUGAUAUCUACAUUACGUCCUCUGGAUUGCUUGGUCCUGCGUCGAUUGCGGAUACCACGCCUGCGGCUUUACAUCGUCUGUUUGAGGCGAACAGCAUGGCACCUUUCUUUGCUCUGAAAUAUGCACCACCAGCAAUGCUCAAGACCACGCCGAAAGGCAACUAUCCCAAUGCCACACCAAAAGACCAAGCGUACGGAUCAAUAAUCGUCGUAUCUUCCAUUGCCUCUACUACAGGCGGAUGCUGGGGCCCAGCCUUCACUAUGGCAUCUCACGCAGCUUUAGGCGUCGUGAAAGCCGGGGUCGCCGCUCUGAAAGGCACAGGCGUGAGGAUCAAUUGCAUCUCGCCAGGUACGGUAGACAUUGGCGUCGAUCUGGAGAAAGUGGACAAGCGCGGCUUGGAACACCAACUGCCACCGUCGAGCCUUCAGAGUAAAGAGACGCAGAAGCAAAUCAUUGGACUGGAAAGAGCUGGCAAUCCAAUCGAGGUUGCCAAGGUAGCUGGCUUCCUUGCAAGUGGGUUUUCAUCAUAUGUGACUGGCGCGAACAUGAUUGUGGAUGGAGGGAGUAGUGUGAUGAAUCCUCUCACGAUACCGAUAUAGACUGAAUAUCAAGCGCGAUACAUGCUGUAGUUGAGCUUGUCCAUGUGGAA